Molecule: messenger RNA, 1718 nt
Organism: Drosophila innubila
Lineage: Eukaryota; Metazoa; Arthropoda; Insecta; Diptera; Drosophilidae
Product: neprilysin-2-like
Exons: 2
Coding region: 86-1636 (516 amino acids)
Biological process (GO): protein processing
Cellular component (GO): plasma membrane
Molecular function (GO): metalloendopeptidase activity
Source: RefSeq, a predicted model, not a curated record
UUAUCUCAACCUUAUCAGGUCGAUUGGUGGAUUUCCUGCUGUGGACGGAGAUGCUUGGCAGGCCUCGAAUUUCAGUUGGUUUAACAUGAGCUCCCACUUGACUAACUACGGUGCAAAAGGAUUAAUCAAUGAAGAAAUUGUGCAAAUUCAUCCUUUCAUGCCAUAUUUUAAGUUGCCAGAGCUCGGCUUGGAUUAUAUCGUUGAUAGUGACACCAUUGCCACCAACGACACCAACGGAUAUAAAAUGAACGAGAGGCGUAUGCGAGUUUAUCUUCAGAAAUAUGGACUAUCCGACGAAAAGGUGGCCCAUGUAAUUGCCGGAGUGUUUGCCUUCUUCCGUGAAGCCCUGCAGAUCGCCGAUCGAUUUGAUGAGAAUAAUGAGAAAUGUGAUGCUUUGUCCUUGACUGAGGAGCCUUUCCCCUUAUGGAGCAACUACUAUGAUAUUGCGUGGGGCGGUCUCAAUUUCGGUGAAAACUCAGAUCGUUUCUGCGAUUACUACUACAAUGAGUUGGAUAAGGUGUGUGCCAAACACAAGCCGGCAGUUGCCAAUUAUCUGGCCAUGAAGCUUAUUUUUUCCAUGGACUUUAAGCUGGACUCCUCAAAGUUCCAGCGCGAUUAUUGUAUGAUUAAUUUUCAUGAAUCGGUGCCUUUUAUCUUAAGCAAGCUUUACUUACUGAAACACUUUACGGGUAAAAUCCAUACGGAAAUUGCGAAUAUUGUCGUGGAGUUGCGAAAGAGUUUGGUAUUUCUCUUGGAAAAUGCCAAUUGGAUAGACGAGGAUACACGUAAGGAGGCGUUACUCAAAGAAUCUACGAUCGUUGCGCAUAUAGGUUCAUUAAAAGAUGACAAUCUCACUGAUAUCCUAAUACGCGAGAUGAACAAUCUAACCUUCGUCCCAGGCAGUUACGCCACGAACAACAUCAACUUAAGGAAAUUCGGUGUAUACAUGAAGCGUUACAAUGGAUUUCAUCACAAAGAGCUGUCCAGCGAUACAAAUUCAUUGGACUUAUUGUUGGGAAUAAUGGUGAACGCAUUCUAUUAUCUGUUGGACGAUUCAAUAAAUGUCAUGGCUGGAAUACUGCAUCCACCACUAUACCAUGAGUCAUGGCCGAAUUCGCUUAAGUUUGGUACCAUCGGCUACAUAGUGGGUCAUGAAUUGUCACACGGAUUUGAUAGCAGGAGUUCCAUUUUUGAGACCAUCGACACUGAUCGCAUCGAUUGCUACGUAAAUUUUUUCAGUAACUAUCGAAUACCAGAGAUCAAUCGCACGAUCAACGGCGAUCGGACCAAAAAUGAGAAUAUUGCGGAUAGUGUUGGAUUACGUAUGGCGAUGAGUGCCUAUCAAAACCAUAUGAAGCAGCUGAUAAGGGAUAGUAACUCCUCAAGUGUGCUGAAAAACGAACGGAUGCCCGGUCUGGACUUAUCACCAGAUCAGUUGUUCUACGUCGGCUUUGCACAGGUUUAUUGUGCCGAAUACAAGGAGGAACAUUACUGGGAAGAGUGGACUGAUGAGCAUACCACGGACAAGUACCGAGUCCUUGGCACUGUUACCAACGACGAGUAUUUUGCACAGUCCUUUAACUGCCCGUCUGGCAGUCCAAUAAAUCCGAAUUCGAUCAAAUGCCGCCUCUGGUAGAGUCAGCUGAUAAGCAUGUGCGGAUUUAUUGAAUUAAUUAUGUACAAUAAAUUUAUAUAAAUAUAUAUGUAUGUAUAAACUA